AUGGACUCAAGCACCAAUGACGUAGCCCAUGAUUUCUCUCCCUAUUUUCGUGUACACAAAGAUGGUAGUAUAGAAAGAUUCCACGCCCCUCAGUUUGCUCCGCCGUCCGACGAUCCCAUCACCGGCAUCCGAUCCAAAGACGUCGUAAUCUCGCCGGAAACGGGCAUCUAUGUCCGUCUAUUCCUCCCUAAAAUCACCGACCCAACUCGGAAACUUCCUCUCCUGCUCCACAUCCAUGGCGGGGCUUUCUGCGUCGGUUCUCCCUCCAACCCCACCUUCCACAACUUCCUUAGCUCUCUCGCCGCCGAAUCUAACGCCGUCGUGGCGUCGGUCGACUACAGACUUGCGCCGGAGCACCCUCUUCCGAUCGCAUACGACGAUUCAUGGACAGCAUUUCAAUGGGUAAUCUCACAUGCCCAAGGAACAGGCCCUGAGCCAUGGCUCAAUGAUCAUGCCGAUUUUCAACGGCUGUUCUUGGGCGGCGAGAGCGCAGGAGCCAACAUUGCAAAUGAUGUCGCAAUUCGUGCUGGAGUCACUUAUUUCCAAAAAGACGGUACAGUGGACGAGAGUCCCACAACUCUAAAGUCGGGUCAAAUAUAUGCAGUUUCAUGUAAAAUUGUGGGACUUUUGUUGGUGCAUCCAUAUUUUGGGGGAAAGGAAGUGGACAAUCUGUACAAGUUUUUAUGUCCAAAUAGUAGUGGUCAGCAUGAUGACCCGAGGCUAAACCCGGCCAUUGAUCCGAGGUUGUCGAGCCUGAGUUGCGAGAAGGUACUGUUCUGUCUUGCAGAGAAAGAUCGGUUGAGAGAGACAGGAUUGGCUUAUUAUGAGGCGUUAAAGAAGAGUGCGUGGGGUGGAGAGGUGGAGAUUAUGGAAACAGAAGGGGAGGGUCAUGGGUUUCAUUUGAUCAACCCAACUUGUGAGAAGGUUAAACCUUUGAUGACUCGAUUGGCUUCUUUCUUGAAUGGAUCAUAG
Molecule: messenger RNA, 972 nt
Organism: Ilex paraguariensis (yerba mate)
Lineage: Eukaryota; Viridiplantae; Streptophyta; Magnoliopsida; Aquifoliales; Aquifoliaceae
Source: the annotation of a GenBank genome assembly